CCUUGUGUCGGCUGGCAAGAGCCACUUGCCUCGUGAGCGCCUUGUCUGCGCCGGCUAUGCUCGCGAAUGGAGACGAAUGACAUUUGUCCCAUCUGCUUGGAUGAGUCGCCCACGGCGGCGGUGGCGUGCCCCUGCCCCGGGCGCCACGUCUUCUGCAGCGACUGCCUCAGCGCCUCCAAGGCGCUCUGCUGCCCCCUCUGCCGGAACCGCUCGGAGCCGGUGGUGCGGUUCUUGUUCGCCUUGCAGAGACCCGGGGAGGGGCAGAUGGAGUGGAUGAUCGACCAGCUGCUAGACUCUGCGUUGCAGGGGAACACGCAGAUCCUGCAGAUCCUAGUGGACUGGAACUGCCCCGUGAACCUUGCGGACCGGGAGCUGCAGCCGCUGCACCUGGCGGCGCAGGAGGGGCACACGGCGAUCGCGCGGAUCCUCGUGGAGGCCAACGCCCAGGUGGAGGAGCUGGAGCUGAUCGAGGGCGCCACGCCCUUGUCGCUGGCGGCGUUUGAGGGGCACUUGGAGACGGUCCGCUACUUGGUGGAGGUCAAGGCGCGCCUGGACCACUUCGACGGGGACCGGCUCACGCCCUUCAUGGCCGCUUGCAGCGGUGGCCACGUGGAGGUGGCGCAGUUUCUGCUGCAGGCCAACUCGGACCCCCAGAAGCGGAGCUUCCUGAAGUUCACGGCGCUGCAUAUCGCCGUGGAGGAUAUGUGCACCGAGGUGUGCCGCUGGCUGCUGCAGGAAGCCAAGGGAGUGGUGGUCAACGCCUUGGCCCAGUACGAGGAGUCCAUUCUGCACGUGGCGGGCCGGGUGGAUCACUGGGAGGUGGUGGACAUGAUGCAGACACCCUUCGGCCAGGCCUUGGUGGAGGCGCGGACCACCACGGGCUUCGGGGCGCUGCAUCUGGCCGCCGCCCUGGGGAACCUCCAGGCGGCGGACUCGCUGCUCCGCCUGCGCGCGGACAUCGACGCGCGCAGCGCCCAGGAGGUGAGCGCCUUGUACGCCGCCACGGAGAACGGUCACCUGGGGGUGGUGAAGCUGUUGCUCUUCCUGGGCGCCAACUGCCGCGUGCCCUGCCGCAUCUUCCCGGCGCACCACUCGCUCUUGGAUUGGCACCUGCCAAGGGACUCCACCAACCUGCUGAACCUGCAGGUGGGGUGCCCGGUGAGUUUCAACCUGGCCAGCCUCGAGCUGGAGGAGCGGCCGAAGGCGAGCCACUGGGUGACGGGUCUUGUGGAGGCCAUCGAACAGGAUCCCAACAGCGCAGACCGGCUCGACGACUUGGUGAUGGUCAACACGGGGGACCUCACCUACUGCAUUUGCAGGUACAACUGCAUGCCGCACCUCCCCUCCACCUUGCUGGAAAACCGGCACGUGCUGCGCCUGGGCGAGGCAGUGUACAUCAAGGCGCCCAUCUACUGCACCUCCGGGGACUGGAUUUUGGUCCCCGGGGAUGUGGGCCAUGUGGUGGCUUUCGCCCAUGGAGGGGAGUACGAGAUCGAAGCGGAGGAUGGCAGGUGCCGGUACCUCGCUGCCCGCGAGGAUCUCAUCCCCUUCCUCCAAGAGGAGGCGCUGAAUUGCGCGGCGCGGCGCGGGCAUUUGGAGAUCCUGCGCGAGCUGCUGCAAGCGCGCGCUGACCUCGAGGCUGGGCCCCGCACGGCUUUGCACUGCGCCACCGAAGGCGGCCACCUGGAGGUGGUUCAGGCGCUGCUGGGCGCGCGAGCGGACCUGGACGCGCAGUGGCUGGCCUCCAACUCCGCGAUAGAGACUGCUGCCUUGGCCGGGCAGCAGGAGAUCUUGGCCUACCUUCUGGACCAAGUUUCCUUCUCCCGGCGGCCCCUGCAGUGUUUGGCGGAGGCCCUUGCAGCAGCACGGGCCGCAGGCCUGCCUGGGCAGCUGAUCCUGGCCAAGCUGCUGGCGCUCCACGGCGCCGGAUGUGCUCUCGGGAGCUGCGAGGACCUCUGGCUGGAGAGGCAGUGCCUGGUGCAGCUCCGGGAUUUGGGCAUGGAGUGUCUCUUGAGCGGGGACGAGGCCUCUGCCAUGGGCAUCUCAGACUUCUUGGGCUGCGCCCGGUGCGCCGCGGAUCGCUGAGGUGCCGAAGGUGCCUUGCUUGCUGUCGCCUUUUCGGGGAAGUUCCCUCUGAUCCAAGCCUCGGAUCGUUGCGGCGAGAUUUCCGCCGAGAAAGACUCUCGGCGGGCUGCGGCUCGUUUCGGAUCGUUUCGGCCCGGUUGCGGCGAAACCGUGCACGGCACCCGGUCGGUACAUCCGUGGAGCAACUCGACCGUAGAACUACUUAAAGGCAAGCGGCCGCCAGUUGUCCAAU
Effrenium voratum is the source of this 2317-nucleotide messenger RNA. Lineage: Eukaryota; Dinophyceae; Suessiales; Symbiodiniaceae. The record is from the annotation of a GenBank genome assembly.